GCACACUUGCACACACCGAUCGCGGUCGUAGUUGUUUUAUUUUCGUACUUCGAUUGCGUCCCGUUGGCAUUCUGGCUGCUCCUGGCUGCUUGCUGCCGUCACGUCUCGAGGCGAUCUUAAUACCGUGCGUUGUUCAGUGAUAAUAUAAUAUUUUAAUACCUAUUUUCGUCACUCAUCUUAUUGACCACUCGUGGUCGUCAGUGGUUGUCGUUUCACUCGGGUCGUUCGUUUUUCCGACCGCGUCGCCGACGCCGUUGCCAGAGUUGGUUCAAACACGUGAGUGGUGCUCGAGCGGAGCGAUUUAGACGCGCAUAGGUACGUAGGUACAUAGUCGUUGUUGUGCAAUUAUAUUAUUAUCGGCGUCGCCAUGCACGUGCAAGUGAGGAUGAUGAGCUCCGGCAAGUCGACCGUGAUACCCACGUCUAGAACGACGAAGAUCAGCGACUUAAAGACACUCAUCGAAAAAAAGUUCGACGUCAAACCGGAAGAUCAACGACUUUUCUUCGCCGGCAAACAGCUUGAAAAUCAGUAUAGCCUCUUUGAUUACAGUAUUAAUAUAAAUGAUGUUAUACAAUUGACCAUUGUGUCUGUUACUGAAACUAACACUAUAAAAAAAUCAAUGCCAAAUGUUCCUAAGAAUUUAAAUGAUAAAGAAUCUAUUCUUGGUUGUGCAUCAGACAGUAGUUCUAAAACAAAAGAGGAUAAUUUAGAAGAUAUAUCCGAGGAAAGCAAGUAUUUUAAAUUGGGUGAUUAUGUUGAUAUAAGAGAUCAUGAAUAUGGUGUGUGGUACAUGGGUAAAAUAGUGAAGAUAAAAAAAGAUGUUUCUUUAGAAAUUGAACCAUCUUCCUCUGAUAAUCAAGAAGAAUAUGAUGGACUUAUUUAUUUUGUAGAGGAUGCAGGAUCCCCUACUGAUCCACUUACUAAAGCCAAAUUGAAAGACAUUAGACCAUAUGCUACAGAUAAUCUGCCAUUUGAUCAAUUAAAAAUUAAUGAUAAAGUUCUUAUGAAUUUUAACACUGAACUUCCUAAAGAACGUGGCUUUUGGUAUGAUGUCCUAGUGAAACAGAUAAUAGUUAAUAGACGAAAUCGUGAAGUAAUAGGGAAUGUUACUGUUGGAUCGAAUAAAGCGGUGUUGAACAAUUGUCAUUUAAAGUUUGUUGAUGAUAUUUUAAAAAUUAAACCAUACAAAUUGGUUGCAGAGAGGACUAAGGAAGAAGAUGCUAUUAUGCAAACAAAGCCCUCUACGGAAAGAGCUACAGCUUUAAAUUGCACUAGGUGCAAAGACAACAUUAAUAAGUUAUGUGUGUACUGUGCAUGUAAUAUUUGUGGUGGCAAGGAUCAUGAGGACAAACAGAUAUUGUGUGAUGAAUGUGAUGGCAGUUUUCAUAUGACCUGCCUUACACCACCCUUGACGGAAAUUCCAAAAGAUGAUGAUUGGUAUUGUCCAACAUGCAAAAUUGAUGAUAGCGAAAUUGUUAAAGCUGGUGGAAAAUUAAAGGCCUCAAAAAAAAAGACAUUAGCGUCAACAUCAAAACGUGAUUGGGGCAAGGGAAUGGCAUGUGUAGGUAGAACAAAGAAAUGUAACAUUGUUCCACCCAACCAUUUUGGUCCCAUUCCCGGUGUUGAAGUUGGCACUACAUGGUUAUUCCGCGUUCAAGUAUCUGAAAGUGGUAUUCACCGUCCACCAGUUGGAGGAAUACACGGUCGUGACAAUCAGGGUGCAUUUAGUAUUGUAUUAAGUGGUGGUUAUGAAGACGACAUUGACAAUGGUGAAGAAUUCAUGUAUACCGGUUCAGGUGGAAGAGAUCUGUCUGGAAAUAAACGCACUGCUCUACAGAGUUGUAACCAAGAAUUGACUCGCUAUAACAGGGCUUUAGCUCUCAACUGUAAUGCAGAUAUCAAUAAUAAAGAAGGAGCAACAGCUGUGGAUUGGAAAAAAGGCAAACCAGUUAGAGUUGUACGGAAUUAUAAACUUCGUAAGCAUUCUGAAUAUGCACCUGCUGUGGGCAAUCGCUAUGAUGGUCUUUACAAAGUUGUAAAGUAUUAUCCAGAAACUGGAAUAUCUGGGUUUAUUGUUUGGCGUUUUGUAUUGAAACGAGAUGAUCCUACACCAGCUCCUUGGACAGCAAGAGGCAAAAUGCGUAUGGCUCAACUAGGCCUUGAAAUAAUUUAUCCUGAAAAUUAUGUACCACCUACUGAACUUGACAAUGCUAAGUCAGAUUUACCGGGGUCUAAAAGAAAAAGAACACUGCAAAGCAUCGAAAACAGUGAGUCAAAUGAAAAUUUACCGUUCAAAAAAGAAGAAAAGAAAGCAAAAAUGCAUUAUAAAUUAGAAAAUGAAGCAGAAGUAUUAAUUGCAGCUGAUGCUGCCAAUAAAAAAUAUUGGGAUGAUUGUAAAGAGUUGUUAAAAGACGGCAAAAAAGCAUUUUUGGAUAGAGUUGAAGAAACUUUUAUGUGUGUAUGUUGUCAAGAUAUUGUCUUUGAACCUAUUACAUUAGAAUGUGCUCAUAACAUUUGUAAAGGAUGUUUAAAAAGAUCAUUUAGAUCUGAGGUGUACCAAUGUCCAGCGUGUAGAGCUGAAUUAGGAAAAACUUACUCUAUGAACAUCAACACUACAUUGGCUAAUACUCUUUUGUAUUUCUUCCCUGGUUAUAACACAGGUCGUUAACAAUUGUUUUAACUACUGUUACAAACAAAAUUUAUUAUAAAAGAUAGCAGUGUACAUUACUUAAAUAUAAUYCUUAUCAUUUUUCUCAGCAAGAUUGCUUUUAAUAAAACAAUAAUUUAUUUAAAUUGAUUAACUAAUUUGUUAUACAUUUAUUUAUAUUUAAUUAUACU
Diuraphis noxia (Russian wheat aphid) is the source of this 2838-nucleotide messenger RNA. RefSeq names its product E3 ubiquitin-protein ligase UHRF1-like. Gene Ontology annotation, biological process: negative regulation of gene expression via chromosomal CpG island methylation; protein ubiquitination. NCBI's taxonomy places the organism in Eukaryota, Metazoa, Arthropoda, Insecta, Hemiptera, Aphididae. The record is from RefSeq and is a predicted model, not a curated record. Gene Ontology annotation, molecular function: ubiquitin protein ligase activity; protein binding.